AAAUAGGUGGUUCCGCGUCCCUUUUGACCUCCAGUCCAGAUCACUCUGAACAAAGUCAGCAUGGCGAUCUCUCCUCUCUCUCUUCUCGUUCUCGCUGGCUUGCUAGGAUCCUCGGCUACCGAAGAUCUUCAGAAGAAGGUCUUCGUUUUCCCGACAGCAUCAAACAACGCUGCUGUGUUUUUGAAGGCCCCGCUCCGGCGGCCGCUGACCAGCUUCACCGUGUGCCUGAGAUCCUACACCCUCUUGACCCGUGCAUAUGGCCUCUUCUCUUAUGCCACCCGGAGAAACUACAAUGAACUCCUCCUCUACAAGUUCGGCCCAAACCAAUACAGCCUUUACCUGGGAGGCUCCACUGUGAGCUUCAACCUUCCGGAAAAGCAGGGCGCAGAAUCGGAUUGGGAACACAUCUGUGUGAGUUGGGACUCUGCCACAGGGUUAGUGGAAUUGUGGGUGGAUGACCAUCUUUUGCCACGCGUGGGGCUGAAGAAAGGUUAUGCCAUCAAUCCCGAGGCAUCUAUUGUCCUUGGGCAAGAUCAGGACUCCUUCGGAGGUGGCUUUGAUAUCAACCAGUCAUUUGUAGGAGAGAUAUCAGAUGUAUACAUGUGGGACAGGGUGCUGUCUGCUGAUGAAGUGAAUCUUGUCUGGAAUGACAACAGAGUUGAUAACUGCCUGAUUAACUGGAGAGACCUAGAUUAUGAGACCAGUGGUUAUGUGGUUCUUCACCCUCCUGUUUUUCCAAGCUACUGAUUGAAGAACAGUUGCUAAACAAAUCAAUUCCCUUAACAGCUGGUCUUCUCUAUCACUAGCUUAAAGCAGUCUAAAGAUUGUACAACACUAAUUCAGUAAUGGUUAUUAUGCUGAUUUCAAUGAUUUUAAGACUUCCAUGGACAAACUAUCAGCAUAUUCUUCCAAGAAAUCAUUACUUUAAUCUUGUUUCAUUUUCUCUUAAUAAGAAUUUAUACGAGUGUCAUCAACCAGAAAUUCUAUGGCAAAUUUCCAUAUUAAAAAUGGCUAUAACUAUGAUUUUAAAAAAUUGAUUCCAAAAAAAUAAACAUUAGCAUAUUUUCCCUCCA
This is a messenger RNA of Pogona vitticeps (central bearded dragon), 1073 nucleotides long. The record is from RefSeq and is a predicted model, not a curated record. Lineage: Eukaryota; Metazoa; Chordata; Lepidosauria; Squamata; Agamidae.